Prunus mume (Japanese apricot) is the source of this 789-nucleotide messenger RNA. RefSeq lists its product as uncharacterized. The record is from RefSeq and is a predicted model, not a curated record. Gene Ontology annotation, biological process: response to auxin. Lineage: Eukaryota; Viridiplantae; Streptophyta; Magnoliopsida; Rosales; Rosaceae.
CCGUUGGCUGGCCUAUUCAGUCAUACCCUGUCUGUCGACCACUUUCCCCGUAAAUCCCUUCGCCUUAACUCCCAAAUUAAUAAGCACGUCCUAGUUCUCAUUGUCCUCAAAACCAAAACAAACACAUACCCAAAAUCCACAAGCAAAUUGUAAAUUUGAAAAUUUGCAAAUAAAACACAUACAUACUCUCAUACCCCAAAUAUUGUAAGGCUCAUUUUUGUGUGAAUUCUUUUUCCAAUGGCCUGCUUGGUCUUGCCAAUUGCAAUGCUGAAAAAGAGGUGCAUGGGGUCACGGAUAGGCGGCUACCGGCAUUUAACCGAAGAGGGGUUCGGAGGAUUGGAGAAUCCGGUGACCGUGGUGGUCGGGAAGGAGAAGAGGGAGUUCUUGGUAGACCCUUUUGUGCUAGAAGAGAACCCGUUUCGGGUUUUAAUCGAGAUGAUGAACAAGGACAAGAAGAUGGUGGAUUUUAUUGAUCAUGAGAAUGGCAAGGGGAGGAAGGUUUUUGUGGAUGUUGAUGCUAUUCUUUUCGAGCAUAUGUUGUGGUUGAUGUAUAAUGAUUGUUCUUCUUUGUUCAAGCUCAAUCUUAAGGAGAUCAUCGACUUCUAUGCUCAAGAUAAUUAGGCAGAUUCUACAGGAAAAUACAGAGAGGUACUUCAUAUGAAACAGAGGUACCAUGCUGCUCACUGAUACGAGUCUAUAGAAUUCUUCUUGUAAAGAAAUAUUUUAUAAUCUAAUAACUCACACAUGAAUAUACAUAUUGCAAUGGAUAAUUAAUUAUUCAUCUCUCAA